AUGACUUCCGCUCUCGAUCAGCUUAAGGCGGCCGGCACUACUGUCGUUUGCGAUUCUGGUGACUUCGCCAGCAUUGCUAAGUACAAGCCUCAAGAUGCUACUACCAACCCCUCUCUCAUUCUUGCCGCCGCAAAGAAGCCUGAAUACUCCAAACUGAUCGAUGCCGCCGUCGAGUACGGUAAGGCCAAGGGCGACUCCCUCGACGAGAAGGUGGACGCCACCCUUGACCGUCUCUUGGUUGAGUUCGGCAAGGAGAUCCUCGCCAUUGUUCCCGGAAAGGUUUCCACUGAGGUUGAUGCUCGCCUCUCAUUCGACAAGCAGGCCUCCAUCGAUAAGGCCCUCCACAUCAUUGACCUGUACAAGUCAGUUGGUAUCCCGAAGGAGCGUGUUCUCAUUAAGCUCGCUUCAACCUGGGAGGGUAUCCAGGCCGCCAGAGAACUCCAGAGCAAGCACGGCAUCAACUGCAACUUGACUCUCAUGUUCUCGCUUGUCCAGGCCAUUGCUGCCGCUGAGGCUGGUGCUUUCCUGAUCUCGCCCUUCGUUGGACGUAUCUUGGACUGGCACAAGGCCGCUACUGGAAAGACUUACACUGCCGAGGAAGACCCUGGUGUCAAGUCUGUCCAGAGCAUUUUCAACUACUACAAGAAGCACGGCUACAAGACCAUUGUCAUGGGUGCCUCUUUCCGUAACACCGGUGAGAUCACUGAGCUCUGCGGAUGCGACUACCUCACCAUCUCCCCCGGCCUUCUUGAGGAGCUCUACAACAGCCAGGCAGCUGUGCCCAAGAAGCUCUCGGCAGAGGAUGCCGUUAACCUCGACAUCAAGAAGGAGUCUUACAUUGAUAACGAGCCUGAGUUCAGGUGGUUCUUGAACGAGGACCAGAUGGCCACUGAGAAGCUGAGCCAAGGUAUCAGGGCAUUUGCCGCCGAUGCCGUUACCUUGAGGAAAAUCCUCGCCGAAAAGAUCAACGCUUCAUCGUAA
This is a messenger RNA of Morchella importuna, 981 nucleotides long. RefSeq lists its product as uncharacterized. Gene Ontology annotation, cellular component: cytoplasm; intracellular anatomical structure. The record is from RefSeq and is a predicted model, not a curated record. Bases 1 to 981 code for a protein of 326 amino acids. The transcript has 7 exons. NCBI's taxonomy places the organism in Eukaryota, Fungi, Ascomycota, Pezizomycetes, Pezizales, Morchellaceae. Gene Ontology annotation, molecular function: transaldolase activity. Gene Ontology annotation, biological process: carbohydrate metabolic process; pentose-phosphate shunt, non-oxidative branch; pentose-phosphate shunt.